AUGAGAAGCAAAGGUCACAGCAAAGUCAAAUCUCUACAUACAGUGUAAGCAGUUUCAAAUACCAAGACUUUCUUUAUAAGUAGAAUCACCCAAAGAUCCUUUGUGAAGAAUGCUUUAACUCCUCUGCCUUUAGAAUAGGUUCCUUAAACAUAGGUGCCAACUCCUUUGAGUGGCAGAAUAGUUGCAAGGAAGGUCUUCAAAGGAACAUAGCUGAAAACCUAGGGGAGUGUUCUAGAAAACGAAAAGAAGAAUCAAUAGUCUCUUUUCGAAGUGAUUGCUUCUGAAAAGUUCAAGAACAUUAUCUCAGAAGGAAAAUUAAGGAAGGAGGAGUAAACCCUUUUUACAUUAGAAGGACCACUCAUAUUUAAAGAUCGAUAUAGACAUAAGAUUUUCAAGUAGAGUUUGAAUAUAGAGAAUUAGUUUACGCAAUAGGAAGAUAACUUGAACAUCUAAAUGUUCCUGAAGAACAUGAGAUAAAUCAUAACAACAAGUCAUAUUCAACAUAAUGACAUUCAAACAAAUGAGAAUAGUUUCUUAUCUGAUAAUUUUAAGGCUCAAAUGACGAGUCCUCGAUUUACCUUUACUAAUCAUCUGUCAACUAUUCAACUUCAGAAUUAGCCUACUUAGCUUUAUAAAGUGGGAAGUACCUCAAUGUUAGAUCCAAUUGAGGAGAAAAAGGAAUAAAUGCAACCCACAAUGCAAAUCAAUAGAAAAAAACUGACUCUUUCUGUGAGCAAUCCAGAAAAUUAAAUAGGAGUCUAUUAAUUCAAUGUUCCAGAUUAUUGUAAGAAAUCGGAAGAUAAGAUUGAAGAAGUGCAGGAAUACACUGAUAAACCUAAGCAUGUCUUGAAGCAGGCAUUGUAGUUUGUAAGUAAAUUUGAUUUAAACAUAGAUUUCCUCAUAACCCAAAAAAAUGACAUCCAAAUUCUCUAAAUCUAUUUUAAAGAUUAUUGGUAUUCCAGAUCAAGAGAAUCCACACGAAGAUGAUACUCUUCAAUUUUAUAAUUUAUAAAAAGUAAUUAUUUUAUGAAGUAAGACUAGCAGGUUUAUGAAACUGUAUUUACAAAACAGAAUGUCACAAAUCUUUAUAAAAUUAGAGGAAAAUAUCUUGGUGCAUUUGCAAUUAAUCCAAGAUAAGCGAUCCUCAAUAAAUGUUCUAAAAAUAUGUGAAAGUCAAUAAUCAAGUCGACUCUAAUCUUGUUAUACUAAUCAAAAUAAUAUCUAUACUUAAUAGUUAUCAAAUCCGUUGUUUUAAGUCGCUAUAGAGUAUAAUAGAUUUUAAAACUAUUAAAUUCAGUAUUUUGAUUACUCAUUUGCCGAUUGUUACUUAAAUGAUUUAGAUAGUUUUACUGAAGAUGAAGGAGGCUUUGAAAUUAUUGAAUGUCAAUCUAAACUCAAAAUGAUAAAUACUGCAUAUCUUAACUUCAUAAUUAACACUUUAGAUCCAGACAUUAGAAAUGUCAUGCUACAAGAUCAAAGUUCCUUAAUCGAUUCCAGGAUGAUUAAAGAUCCCUCCUAUAUCUAUCAUGAUGAUUAGAUUAUUAGAACAGUCAACUCUUUGUAUAGACGUAUCAAAAGAAAGGAUCAAAUACAAUAAGUUAAAAUACUCAUUCAUCACUACAGUGAUAUUUUGACAGGCAUAUUUGAAGAUGAAUAUGAAAUUGAUAAUCUGGCUCAUGAUUAUGGUUUAGUUGAAUUCGAGGAAUAGAUAUAAAUGCAAUAGUCUACUAACAAAAUUGAAAAGGCAAGAAUCAUGAUUAAUUCAGCAAAGCCUAUUAAAAAAAAGACAUCGAAUCGUGAACAAUCUCCACCAAGUGAAAGAUCAAAUUAAAAAACAAAUUCAAAAACAAUUAUUUCUUCACCUAGACAUUAAACGAUCAAUUACACAACUAAUAUUUAGAAACCUGUUAAAUAAUUACUUUAGGCUACCUCAAGUCAAACCAGUGUUUUACAAAGAAGAAGCGAUUCUCCACAAGAUGAGAUUAGUCUGAAAGAAUCAAGUAAUUUAAAUACUACCUAAUCAAACAAAAUGAAGGCCACUUAGACUUUGCAAAAUACAACGAAUCCGAUUUCCUAAAAAGAAGAGGAGAUAAUUUAACCUUUAAUGACCAAGAGUCAAGAGAGAAGGAAUCCCAUUAUUAUCUCUUCUAUGAGUAAACACGCUCUAUAAAUGAGAACUUAAAUUACUGAAGCUCGUAGAAGGUAAUCCAUUGCAAUAAUCGAGAAAAUCAAGUUACUCAUUGAGGAGUAAAAGUUGCCAGAAGUACUUGAUGUUAAUACAUAAUUUUAGCUUGAAGAAGAAUUUACCAACAAUCCAAAUCUGAUGAUCAAUGAACGUUUCAAAGGAAAUAACACUUAUCUUAUUGUGGCAGCAUAGACUGGAAACAUUGAGAUUGUAGAAUUCUUAUUGCGCAAAGGAGCACAAGUCAAUUUAUAAAAUGUAUUAGUUUAUUAUUUAAAUAAGAAUGAUGGAGACACUGCUCUGCAUAAAGCCAUAUCGUAUCAAUUCUACAAUGUUGCCGAUCUCUUGAUUGCACAAGGAGCCCAAAACUUACGAAAUUAUGACGGUUUGAGUCCUUGGCAAUUAGUUUAAUGA
This is a messenger RNA of Paramecium octaurelia, 2596 nucleotides long. NCBI's taxonomy places the organism in Eukaryota, Ciliophora, Oligohymenophorea, Peniculida, Parameciidae. The record is from the annotation of a GenBank genome assembly.